ACCUUUUGGAGGGAGAGAAGUUGCAUUUCGACCAGGAUGCAAAGCACCGAUCUGGGCAACCGGGAGGAAGGCAAGAUCUGGCACCGCAGGCCUUCCCCAGCAGCACAGCAGGGAGUCAUCGCAAAUAUUAUUCACAGUACCACGGGCUAUCAUUCCAAGACGAUCCGGUUUUUGCAUGUGGCCUUUGACAGCUCUGGAGAUUUGCUACUUGCUGGAGACCAUCAAGGGAAUAUCUAUGUUUUUAAUCUUGUGGGCAACCGGUUUAACUUAGUUCAGCGAACUGCACAAGCUUGCACAGCUCUGGCCUUCAGUCUUCGCCGGAAAACAGAAUUCCUUGUCGCUUUGGCUGAUUAUUCUGUGAAAUGCUUUGAUACAGAUACCAAAGAUCUUGUUAGCUGGAUGAGGGGCCAUGAUUCUUCCGUGUCCUCAAUCUCCGUUCAUGGCUCCGGCCGAUACGCCCUUACAACCUCUGCAGAUACAGCCCAGCUAUGGGAUCUUGACACCUUCCAGCGCAAAAGGAAGCUGAACGUUCGUCAGUCUGUGGGCAUCCAGAAGGUCUUCUUCCUCCCACUAAGUAACACCAUCAUCAGCUGCUUUAAAGAUAACUCAAUCUUUGCCUGGGAAUUCGACACUCUCCAUUGCAAGUACCAGUUGCCAUCCCCAAUAGAAGGUUCCUCCUUGCGUUAUAAAGUUUUUGCUGCUACACGAGACGGCCGUGUCCUGGCCGCUGGUGGCAAAUCGAAUCACCUUCACUUGUGGUGUUUGGAGUCCAGGCAGCUGUUGAGGAUAAUCCAGAUGCCGACCAAAGUGCGAUCAGUUCGCCACCUGGAAUUCCUUGUGGACAGUUUUGAUGGCGGCUCUAAUCAGGUUCUUGGGGUGCUGAGUCAAGAUAGCAUCAUGAGGUUUAUCAACGUACGGACAUGCAAGCUUAUCUUUGAUGUUGGCAGCCACGAGGACGGAAUUGGCUCGGCUGCCCUCAGCCCCAAUGGAAGAUAUGUUGCAGCAGUCAUGGAGAACGGCAGCCUUAAUGUAUACAGUAUCCAGGCUCUGACGCAAGAGUUGAAUAAGCCUCCCCCACCUUUGUUUAAAGUGGUCGACGAGCCUUCCAAAGGCGCACCCAAGCUGACUGUGAGAGUGGCGUCUGGAAGGCCAGAGAGGCCUUGGAAACCAAGAGAGAACAAAGUCCAUACUAAAAUGCUUCGACUGCAACCAAACGCCUCGCUUGACAAUAAAGAGAAUGACCUGCCAGAUGGAUUGAACAAGAAACGACUGCAGGCCUUACUGAAGGGUUUCGGGGAGUAUCCAGCCAAAUACAGGAUGUUUAUUUGGCGGUCCUUGCUCCGGCUUCCAGAAAAUCACCUGGCGUUCAGCAGCCUGUUGGAUAAAGGGACCCAUUCGGCGUUUGUGCACCUUCAGAACGAAUACCCUAUUAAAAGCCGGAAGCUUUUGAGAGUCUUACAGAGGACAUUGUCUUCUCUAGCUCACUGGUCUGCCAUCUUUGGCGAGAUGCCCUACAUUCCACUUCUGGCCUUCCCUUUUGUCAAACUCUUCCAGAACAACCAGCUGAUCUGCUUUGAAGUGGUGGCUACUGUCAUAGUGAACUGGUGCCAGCACUGGUUUGAGUUUUUCCCCAAUCCUCCCAUCAAUGUCCUGAGCAUGGUGGAAAACCUCUUGGCGCACCACGACAAAGAACUGCUGCAGCAUCUGAUGAACUGGAGUAUCACAUCACAGGUAUACGCUUGGCCGCUUCUAGAAACCAUGUUCUCUGAGGUCCUGACAAGGGAAGAAUGGCUGAAAAUGUUUGACAACGUCUUCUCCAACCACCCUUCGUAUCUCCUGAUGCUUGUUGCUGCUUACGUGAUAUGUUCCAGAGCUCCUCUGCUUCACUGUAAUCAGAAAGAAGACUUUGAGUAUUUCUUCCAUCACCGGAACAACUUGGAUAUCAGCACCAUGAUGAAAGAGGCCUACCAUCUCAUGGAGUGCACCCCAGCAGAAAUCCACCCCCAGCGUAUGCUGGAAGACUUUGUGCCCCUGACUAAGGGGCAGUACCCGAUUUUUAACAAGUAUCCCCAGUUCAUCGUGGAUUACCAGUCUCAAGAGCGAGAGCGGAUCAGGCAGGAUGAAAUCGAGUAUCUCAGAGAGAGGCAACUGAUCCACGAGGUGGAAGCCAAAGCUGUCCAGCAGAGGGUGGAUGAUGAAACGUGGUAUCGGAAGCAGGACCUGUUGCGUGAGGCCGAGGAGCAGAGGCGGAAGAUUUUGCUGAAGGAAGAGGAGAAACUGGUGGAGCAAAGGCAGAGGCUGGCUGCAGUCAAGCGAGAGCUGAAAGUAAAGGAGCUGCAGUUACUGGAAGCUGCAAGGAGGCGCUUUCUGAAAUACCAGCAAGACCAGCGGGAAAUGGAGCUGAAAUAACAGGCCUCGAAGCGCGACGAACAACAAAGGAAGGCAUCUAUGAGAGAUCGAGAGACGGCCGCCACCAUUCGAGACGUAGAGGUGCAGGAGAUGGAGCUCGCAGCUCAAAGGCGGCUUUUUGAACAGAAACUUGUCAAAGAGAAGGAAACGGCGACGCAAGAAGUCCAAGGGGAGCUGAACGCCAGCCGGAGGAAGGCCGAUCUGGAGGACCGGCUCCUUCAGAGGCUGAUGGAAACGGAGCAAGAGGGCAAGCGUAAAGCUCACCUGCUGGCUGAAGAACAUCUGGCCAAGACUGACCAAGAGCGCAUCGAUGCCGACUGGCACGCUCAAGUCCUUCGCAAGCAGCGACUCGAUGAUCUGGACCGGGAAGCCUUCUAUCAAGAGCUGGCAAAGCACCUUCAGGGCAACAGAGCAGUGGAGUCAGAGCUGCUCGACACACUGAGAGAAACAGAGGCUAAAAGAUGGGAGGAAGUCCUGGAAAAAAGAGAGCAGGUGGCGGCGGAGCAGGCUGUGACCGCAGCGCUGGACGCCAACCGGAAGCGGUUUCUGGAGCACGAAAUGAACGAUGCUCUGGAGCUGGCUGAGAAGCUCCAGAACGAGGACGACUAUUUUGAGAGGCUGCGUGACUUGAGAGCCUCCCAGACCCAGCAAGGUCGUCAGACGCCCCAUAAGACCCCAUCACAGUCUGGCAACGUCUGCCUGAACGAUUCAUCAGCAGUGGACUCCCAUGUGCCCUUUUCUUUAGACAGAGGCCGACAAAACCUGGAAUCCAGAGAGCGGGAAUUGAUGGGGAACGUGAGACAGCUCAGGCAAAAGCUGAUGUCACAAGCCCGGGCAAAGUAUACCCCACCACCAGAAGCACAGUGGAGCAGCUGAAAGGACACAAUUCGCCUGCAGAUAGAACUUCAGUGAUUUUAUAUAUAUAUAGGGGACCGAAGAAACUGAUUUUUAGUCUAUUUAUCAUAAAUCCUUCCAGAGAUAUUUUUGUAUAUAAAAAAUGAAACCAGUCUUGUGUGCCGGUGUAUUACUGUGAUUUUAAGCCAGUGUUGUGAGUAAACAUUUUAAAAUAAAAAGCUUUAUUAAAAA
Molecule: messenger RNA, 3495 nt
Organism: Sphaerodactylus townsendi
Lineage: Eukaryota; Metazoa; Chordata; Lepidosauria; Squamata; Sphaerodactylidae
Gene: TBC1D31
Product: TBC1 domain family member 31
Exons: 23
Cellular component (GO): centrosome
Molecular function (GO): protein binding
Source: RefSeq, a predicted model, not a curated record